This is a messenger RNA of Penicillium daleae, 807 nucleotides long. RefSeq lists its product as uncharacterized. Lineage: Eukaryota; Fungi; Ascomycota; Eurotiomycetes; Eurotiales; Aspergillaceae. The record is from RefSeq and is a predicted model, not a curated record. The transcript has a single exon. The coding region runs from base 1 to 807 and encodes 268 amino acids.
AUGGCCCCGUCUACCAUCAAAGACAUGGCCAAUUCAUUGCUCGACAAGCGCGGGGGUACCCACGGGUUCCGCGUGACAGAAGACUGGGUAUCAGGAUACCUGGAAUUCCACCCAGACUUGGCAGCUAUUCUGGACGAGCACCGACAACGGCUCGAACCGUAUAAUCUACGUCCAGUGAGCUUUAUUGCGCGACCCUGGGAUCAGGAGACGCAACUGCAGGCGUGUGAGAACUUUCUGCAUAACGCGAGUGUUGUGGCGAAGGAGCAGAAUUGGUUGGAAGGGGGGGUAUGGGAAAAAUGCGAGGAGCUGGGUGCGACUCGGCCGGAUUUUGCGCGGUAUUUGGCGGCGCAGACUGAGGGAUUGAGGGGGCAGUUUGAUGAGAAGGUUAAGAAGAAGCAGCGGAAGUGUGUGGAGAUGAUUGAUUUGCUUUGGGAGAUGGGGGUUGAUUGUGGGAGGUUUUUUGAUGGGCUUGAGGAGAUAGAGCAGUUUAUGGAUGAUACGAGGGUGAUUCGGGAGGAGAUUUGUAGGCAGUUUGGGGAGGUGGAUGGAUCUGGAGAUGAAGAGGAGGAGGAGGAGGAGGAAGAAGGAGAAGAAGAAGAAGAAGAAGAAGAAGAAGAAGAAGAAGAAAGAACAAGAGGAGAAAGAAGAAGAGAAGAAUUACCGGGGGAGAAGUUGAAUGGGUUGGUCAAGAUGGAAGAAAGUGUGUACAUAAAAGUGUCAUGGGCGUUGGAAGGAAUGGGUUUAUCUUCAAUCUUCACAUGUAUUAUAGUCUGCGCAGCUUUGAAUAUACUUACGUUUCAGGUCUAG